Molecule: messenger RNA, 1380 nt
Organism: Indicator indicator
Lineage: Eukaryota; Metazoa; Chordata; Aves; Piciformes; Indicatoridae
Gene: AKAP5
Product: A-kinase anchoring protein 5
Exons: 2
Coding region: 1-1380 (459 amino acids)
Biological process (GO): positive regulation of adenylate cyclase activity
Cellular component (GO): dendritic spine; dendrite membrane; postsynaptic density
Molecular function (GO): beta-2 adrenergic receptor binding; adenylate cyclase binding; protein kinase A regulatory subunit binding
Source: RefSeq, a predicted model, not a curated record
AUGGUGAAGGCAACUAAGGAAAUUCAAAUGGAGAACCCAAGAGAGGCAGAGACACACAGCACAGGGGCAACAUGCUCCCCGUCAGAGGAACAGGCAGAAAAACCCUCCAUGCUCUGUUUUAAGAAGCGGAAGAAGUCCUGUAAAAAAGACUUAACUGUGAAGGAUGCAUGCAAAGGAGCUUCAGAGGAGAAGAGCCAGUGCAUCAGUGCUGACCAAGGAGAGACAAAGGCUUCUAAUCAGUCACAAUCAUCCAAAGGAGCCUGGGCAGCCAUCAAAAACCUUGCAAGACCUCAGAGAAAGCAGAAAUCAUCCUCACGGAAGAAGGUGCCCUCCGAUUCCCAGGUACAGCUGGAGGUAGAUACUGAGGAGACCUGUGCACAAGGCUUCCUGAAGAAACGAGCAAGCUCUGGGUUGAAGAUGCCCUGUGUACGUUUCUCCAGAGGAAAGAAAAAACCCAACCCCUCUGAAGCAGUGGAAGAGUCAGAGGGCAGUGGUCAAGCAAAUGAAGUGGUGGGCAUUGUGAAUAAAGCCAGUGAAGAGCCAGAGGAUUUGGCCCCAGCAGACAAGUCUGAAGCCUUCAGCCCAGUCCCUGCAGAGGAGGACCAGGAUAUAGUGAAGGAAAGUGUCAGCUCUGUUCAGAAGAUUGAACCCUUGACAGAGCCCACACCGGAGUGCACUGCUGAGGCAGAGAUAACCAGUUCAGAAACAAUUAAUGAAAAAGCCCAGGAAAAACUGCAGGAGGGGAGCCCACCCAAAACCACAGUCUUUGUGGAAGGUGGGGAAGUUGCUCCUGAAGUGCCCAUUUCCAAGGAUCAACCCAACAGCAUCCCUGGAUCUACUGAGCUGCAGGAAAUCCCUGACAUCUGUAAAAAGCUGCCUGAAGGGGAUGAAUCAGAAAAGAGCAUAAAUCUUCCAGAGGAGUGCAAAGCCGAAGAGACUGUAAUGGAUUUCAAUCAGUCAGUGUUUAAAGAUGAUGCAGCAAGCGUGCAGGGCUGCUCCAGCCAUCAGGUGAUGUUAGAGGCAAACGUGAGUGCUGGCGUCGGCAUCAUCAUCACUGUCACUGAAGCUGAGGACUCUGACAACACCGACUCUGACCAGGGCUAUGAGCCAUCCCCAGUUUUGCACCGAAAUAAGCAAAAAGGGAAUAAAACGUCAAGUGGGAGCUUUGAUUUUGGUAAUAAAGAGGGCCCCGAGGCUGGUGGCGGUCCCCAGGCACAGGAGAAAGGUGCAGGUGACCAGGGGCACAAAACUGGGGAGCAGUAUGAGCUGCUCCUCAUAGAGACUGCUGCUUCCCUCGUGAAAGCAGCCAUUCAGUCAUCUAUAGAGCAGCUGGUCAAUGAAAUGGCCCUGGAACAGAAUAAACACAACAGUUUUCUGUGA